AUGCUUUCCAAAUUUCUCAUUCUUCUAAUUUUGGCUCUAUUUUUGAUUAAUUCGAUUGUCGCUGAUUUUCACUGUUUUCUGGGAGAUUUUGUGUGUGAACAUGUCAAAUGUCAGAGAUGCAAAAUCGGAACCUGCAUUUUUGGAGAGUGCCUGAACAUUCUUCUCAAACACCAGAAUGGCCGAAUGUUUUUCGUCCUGACUUCAGUUGCAUCAUGGGCUCUGGCUCCAACUUCAUCAAGACGCCGCUCCAGCGGACCACUCUGUAUGAAGGAAAUCCAAUUUUUUCAGUGGACCAUUCUCUUCCUGUUCAUCACUGGUAUCAUUAUUGUGUGCAAUGCUGGAUUCCCAUUCAUCACAAAAUCAGAAGCAGCGGAUUACACGAAACCGAAGGAUCGUACAAUUGAAAAAUAUUAA
Caenorhabditis briggsae is the source of this 414-nucleotide messenger RNA. The transcript has 4 exons. NCBI's taxonomy places the organism in Eukaryota, Metazoa, Nematoda, Chromadorea, Rhabditida, Rhabditidae. The coding region runs from base 1 to 414 and encodes 137 amino acids. The record is from RefSeq and is a predicted model, not a curated record.